AUGAUUGUUGGCAAAAAAAUUUUACCUUUUUAUUCGCCUUCAUUCAUUUUUUAUUCUUCAUUCAUAUUUUUCCUUUCUUCAUUAAUUUUAAAAUUGUUUUUUUUUACAUUCUUCCUUCAUCCUUAUUUUAAUUUGUCUAUCAUUUUCAUUCUCGUCUUCAAAAAAAGGUUACCCUUUUUUUCUUCCUUCAUCCUAUUCUUCCUUUAUUCCUUAUUUUAUAUUCUUCCUUUCAUCUUAUUUUAUAAUUUAAAAUUGUUUUUUAAUCUCAUUUUCUUUAUUUCCUCCCCUUUUUUAUAUUCUUCAUUCAUUCUCGUUAACAUUUUUCUAUUCGCCAACGAUUCUUUUGAUGAUUCUUCCUUCAUCCUUAUUUUAUAUUCUUCAUUUUAUUUAUUCCUCCUUAUUUUAUUUCUUCUUCCUUUCCUUAUUUUUAAUUCUUCAUUCAUUUUAAAAAAUCCUUUUUUUAUUUUACAUUUUUUACAUUCGUUCUCCUUAUUUUGUCUAUCAUUCAUCUCAUCCUUCUUUUAUACAUUUUACUUCCUCGCCAUCGAUUCUUUUUGCCCUAAUUUUGGCAAAAAAUUACCUUUUUUUUAUUCUUCCUUCAUCCUUAUUUAUUCCUCCUCUUUUAUAUUCUUCCUUUUAUAUUAUUAA
Acanthosepion pharaonis is the source of this 648-nucleotide messenger RNA. The record is from the annotation of a GenBank genome assembly. Lineage: Eukaryota; Metazoa; Mollusca; Cephalopoda; Sepiida; Sepiidae.